AUGACGAUUCCGGGAUAUGACGGGGUUGUUGAGAAGUUAACGUCAGUCAAGAAUGCGUUUUCGUCUUGGGAUAAUUUCAAACAUGCGGUUCAGGUCAAAAAUACCUUUUUCUCUACAUACUGUAUCUUUUGGUUCGGUCUCGCCUUUGGGAACUGGAGUCUAGGUUCGGCUAUGAUUGGAAUUGGUCUCAACUGGUGGCAAGCUAUAGUCGUGAUCUUCGUGUCCCAAAUGAUUGCCGCGAUUGCCAUGGCCUUCAACUCCCGUGCCGCCACCACCUACCAUCUCGGCUACCCAGCCAUCAGCCGAGUCGUCUUUGGGAUGCAAAUGAUAGUGUAUUCUGGUGCGAGCCACGUCGCCAACAUGCUUCGAGCGAUCUUCGGCGACAGCUACAAGAACAUGCCAAAUCAUCUUCCAGCCUCUGCAGGAAUUGCCACGAACAAGAUGAUAGCCUUCUUCAUCUUCUGGCUGAUUCACCUCGGGUUCUGUUUCUUCCGACCAUAUCAGCUUACAAAAUUCUUUUGGUUCAAAGGCUUUAUCAUGGUACCCGCAGUCUUUGGAGUUUUCAUCUACUGCAUGAUUGAAACGGGCGGGCAAGUCAACCACACCCUGCCUCAAACUAGCGCUACUACCGGCAUGGGAUGGUUUAUAAUCCAAGCAAUUAACACCGGGAUGGGGAACCUUGGCGGCGAUGCUGAUUUAGUACAACAGCUCGUAAAGCCCAUUACUUGUACACUUGCUGCGAGCCUAGGAAUUCUGGCCACAGCUGCAAUCAACGGCAAAUGGGGUCUCACAUUAUGGAACCCAUGGGACCUCCUCGACGCUAUUCAGGACCGUCACAAUGGUUCAGGCCCCCGGUUUGCCAUCUUCCUUGCUGCCUUCACAUGGAUGGUGGGGAUCCUUGGCACUAAUAUAGCGGCCAACAUGAUUGCGUUUGGUUCCGACGUGUCACUUAUUGCGCCGCGUUACAUCGACAUGAAACGAGGCUUUUUUCUCGCCCAAGUGUUAGCUUAUGCUAUCGUGCCGUGGAAGAUCAUGUCGUCAGCCAAGACAUUCACCUCAUUCCUAUCAGGAUAUGGUCUUUUUAUGGCCAGCGUUGCUGCCAUUAUGAUUGCUGACUAUUUCAUUACCACAAGAGGCAACAUCAAGCUAGCCUGGUUAUUCGAUCCACAGAAGACGAACAAGUACUACCGUUAUCACAAAGGCAUCAACUUGCAAGCAGUUAUUGCAUAUCUUAUUGGAAUUGCCCUCCCUCUUCCCGGCUUUCUCUCAUCGCUGGGUGUGUCUGGUGUUGGAGUGGCCGGCAAACGUCUCUUCUCUCUUGGCUGGCUUCUGUCAUUCUUUGUCUCAUUCAUUUCUUACCCACUUAUUUGCAAGUUCUGGCCAACUGAAAACCAGAAGCUUUUCCGUGAGGAAGGGCUGGCAUGGGAAGAGUCUUCCAAGACCACAAUUGAAGGUGUGGAUAUCGGGAACUCUCCAGACGGAAUCUUUCCAGAAGUGGAGAAGGUUAUCAAAGAGGAGGCUUAA
This is a messenger RNA of Clonostachys solani, 1524 nucleotides long. The record is from the annotation of a GenBank genome assembly. NCBI's taxonomy places the organism in Eukaryota, Fungi, Ascomycota, Sordariomycetes, Hypocreales, Bionectriaceae.